Molecule: messenger RNA, 555 nt
Organism: Chrysochloris asiatica (Cape golden mole)
Lineage: Eukaryota; Metazoa; Chordata; Mammalia; Afrosoricida; Chrysochloridae
Gene: TSEN15
Product: TSEN15 tRNA splicing endonuclease subunit
Exons: 5
Coding region: 49-555 (168 amino acids)
Biological process (GO): tRNA splicing, via endonucleolytic cleavage and ligation
Molecular function (GO): nucleic acid binding
Source: RefSeq, a predicted model, not a curated record
UACCGGGCACGAGUCGCAGAGCACCACGGACGCGCAGCACGGCUAGGCAUGGAGGAGCGCGGCGAGUCUGAUUCGACCCCGGGUUGCAGCGGCCUGGGCCGGGGCGCCAUAGGCGGCGGCGCAGGCUGCGACUUGUGGGCUCCGGAGGACGCUUGGAUGGGAACCCACCCGAAGUAUGUAGAGAUGAUGGAAUUAGAUAUAGGAGACGCCACCCAAGUUUAUAUAGCAUUCUUGGUUUACUUGGAUCUCAUGGAAAGUAAAAGUUGGCAUGAAGUAAACUGUGUAGGAUUACCAGAACUGCAGCUCAUCUGCCUUGUUGGUACUGAGAUAGAAGGAGAAGGAUUACAGACUAUAGUGCCUACUCCCAUCAGUGCAUCCCUCAGCCAUAAAAAGAUAAGGGAGAUCUUAAAGGCAUCUCGAAAAUUGCAAGGUGACCCAGAUUUGCCGAUGUCAUUUACUUUGGCCAUUGUGGAGUCUGAUUCCACAAUAGUCUAUUAUAAGCUCACAGAUGGAUUUAUGCUGCCGGACUCUCAGAAUAUUUCACUUAGAAGAUGA